AUGUCCAGCGCCGCCUGUAUUUUCUGCAAGAUCAUCAAAGAAAUCCCCUCGCUCAAAAUCUUCGAAAGUGAAAAAACACUUGCCUUUCUCGACAUCGGCCCCUUGAGUCGCGGUCACUCUCUCAUAAUCCCCAAACACCACGGCGCAAAGCUCCACGACAUACCCGACGACCAGCUCUCAGAGAUCCUCUCCGUAACGAAGAAGAUUGCACAAGCACAGCGCCUGGUCGACUACAACGUGCUGCAGAAUAACGGGCGCGCGGCCCAUCAGUUGGUCGAUCAUGUGCAUUUUCAUCUGAUUCCGAAGCCGAGUGCGGACGAGGGGUUGGGGAUUUCGUGGCCGACCAAGGAGGCGGACAAGGGGGAGUUGGCGAGCUUGUUGGAGGAGAUUAAGAGUAGGAUGUAA
Plenodomus lingam JN3 is the source of this 405-nucleotide messenger RNA. The record is from RefSeq and is a predicted model, not a curated record. Lineage: Eukaryota; Fungi; Ascomycota; Dothideomycetes; Pleosporales; Leptosphaeriaceae.